UUAUCUGCUCCACUUCUGCGCAGUCAGAAGCGGCGUCGUAACGUUUUGGGGAACUGGAAGCGUCUACCGCAGUCGACUGUCGCCCAGACUUCUGGGCUAGUGUUUUCUCCUGUUGUCAGAACCUCAUCUCUGGUUCUGCAUCUUCUGACUGUCGCAGGCAUCUCGUCCUCUCCCCUUUCGGUCCCCCUCCUUGGAUUCGGCGUUGCGGGCGCCCAGGCCUGACCUCGGUCCGCGGGUCCCUGGCGGUCACCAUGGAGAACAUGGCGGAGGAAGAGCGACCGCCCCAGGACCCGGAGUUGGAGGUGUCGGUCCCGGAGGCCCCUCCAGCGCCGGCUCUGGAGUCGGCUCCCACCCCGGCCUCGGCUCCAGCCCCGUCCGCUGCCUCUGCGUCCGACGAGGCGGGAAGCGAGAGACACAUCUCAAUUCAAAGGCAACUUGCUGAUCUAGAGAAAUUAACUUUCUUAAUGGAAGGAGAUUUUGACUCUGCCAGUUCCUUGAACUCAGAUAAUCUUAAUGCAGGAAACAGACAGAUUUGUCCAUUAUGCCCUAAGGAAAAAUUCAGAGCUUGUAAUAGUCACAAACUUCGCCGUCACCUUCAAAAUUUACACUGGAAAGUCUCAGUUGAAUUUGAAGGUUACAGGAUGUGCAUCUGUCACUUACCUUGUCGACCAGUGAAACCAAACAUCAUUGGAGAACAGAUAUCCAGUAAAAUGGGCGCCCAUUAUCAUUGUAUCAUUUGUUCAGCAACAAUCUCCAGAAGGACCGAUAUGCUGGGACAUGUUAGGCGCCAUGUGAACAAAGGGGAGACUAAGUCCCGGUAUAUUGCUGCUUCUGCUGCUAAACCACCUAAUGAAAUUUUGAAAGAGUCAGACACAGAUGUACAAGUGUGUCCUAACUAUUCUGUACCUCAGAAAACAGAUUCCUAUUUUAAUCCCAAAAUGAAACUAAAUCGGCAGCUAAUAUUUUGUACAUUGGCUGCAUUGACUGAGGAACGAAAACCUCUGGAAUGUCUAGAUGCCUUUGGAGCCACUGGGAUAAUGGGACUUCAGUGGGCAAAACAUCUUGGAAAUGAUGUCAAGGUUACAAUUAAUGAUUUGAAUGAAAACUCUGUGACAUUGAUUCAGGAAAAUUGCCACUUAAACAAAUUGAAAGUGGUGGUAGACAGUAAAGAAAAGGAAGAGAGUGGUGAUAUUCUGCAAGAAGGAGAGAAAAACCUUGGUAAUAUUAAGGUGACCAAAAUGGAUGCCAAUGUACUGAUGCACUUGAGAUCUUUUGAUUUCAUACACCUAGACCCUUUUGGAACAUCAGUGAACUAUCUAGAUUCUGCAUUCAGAAAUAUAAGAAACCUCGGCAUAGUGUCAGUGACUUCUACGGAUAUCAGUUCUUUAUAUGCCAAGGCACAGCAUGUUGCCCGGCGUCACUAUGGCUGUAACAUUGUUCGUACUGAAUAUUACAAGGAACUGGCAGCUAGAAUUGUUGUGGCUGCAGUGGCCAGAGCUGCAGCCCGAUGUAAUAAAGGCAUUGAAGUGCUCUUUGCAGUGGCUUUAGAACACUUUGUAUUGGUGGUGGUGAGAGUAUUGAGGGGACCCACUUCUGCAGACGAAACAACCAAGAAAAUUCAGUACUUGAUUCACUGUCAGUGGUGUGAAGAAAGGAUUUUUCAGAAGGAUGGUAAUAUGGUAGAAGAAAACCCAUAUAGACAGUUGCCUUGUAACUGUCAUGGAAGCAUGCCUGGGAAGACAGCAAUAGAACUUGGACCUCUAUGGUCAAGCUCCCUUUUCAACACUGGAUUCCUCAAAAGAAUGUUAUUUGAAUCUCUUCAUCAUGGCUUAGAGGAUAUUCAGCCCCUAAUAAAGACACUCAUCUUUGAGUCAGAGUGUACUCCUCAAAGUCAGUUUUCAGUUCACACACCUUCUAACUUCAACAAGCAAGAAGAAUGUGGUAUAUUUAUAAAAGCUACAGAUGAUGCCACAACAGAUACUUACAUUGCACAAGGGAAGAGGAAAAGUAAUGAAGCAAUCGUAAGUUUAGCCAAGAAGCAAAAGGGUGACAACAGUACUGAACAUCCUCCUUUUUAUUACAACAUCCACAGACACAGCAUUAAGGGAAUGAAUAUGCCCAAGUUAAAAAAGUUCUUGUGCUACUUGUCUGAAGCAGGCUUUCGAGUAAGCCGAACUCACUUUGAUCCAAUGGGUGUCCGUACAGAUGCACCUUUGAUGCAGUUCAAAUCAAUCCUUUUGAAGUAUAGCACCCCCACCUACACUGGAGGACAGUCAGAGGGCCACGUUCAUGCAGUGUCAGAGGACACAGCAACUGACCGGACCGGGUUGAAGUGUCAGUGAAGCAGAAGCAAGCAGCUGCAGAUGGGAGAGGUCACUUAACAAGAUGUCUGAAUAGAUGGCUUGAAGAGUUCUCUACACCAACUCAUUUUUCUAUUUUCAAUUCAGUGUUGUAAAAAUAAAUUAGCAGUUUCUAAUUUAGCUGGUUUGAGAACUAUGCUUUCUAAGUUUUUCUUAUUUUAAAGAGAACUUAAAAUUUUAAUGAAGACAUUUCAUAAGAAGCCAAGUUUUGACCGAGAUCACCCUGUUUAAUCCUCGAUGAUUUUCACAUGCCAAAUGUUUGGGAUCUUAUGUAUCUUAAGGAAACCACUCUUUACUAUUCUUCAUCACAUCUCUACUUAAAAGAUUUAGGUUUAUGCUUUCCUAUCUGUGUUGUACAAAAUUAACUGAGAAAUCUUACACAUUAAAAUGACUAGAAAAGGAAGUGUCUGGCAUUAGUAUAUUUCAGUUACAAAGCUAAAAUAAUCAUGUUCUAAAAAAUCACACAUCUCUCCACAUAGAUCUUUUAAUUUAUUAUCAGUGUUUGAAUACUUGCCAGAGACAAAUACAUUUUUUAAGUAUAAGUUCUAGAUGAACAAAAUUCAGAGUAAGAUUUUGCCAAAUUGAGAUUUUUCUGCUGUAAUGUUCAUGAGAACUGCAAUUGUGUUACAAAUGAAAAGAAACUGGCGUGAUCUCUUGUGCCCAUUAGUGCACUUAUAUUCAUUUGCUUGAUUGUGCUACCUCUCAGAAGUAAAACUUGUCACCUUGCGAA
Erinaceus europaeus (western European hedgehog) is the source of this 3090-nucleotide messenger RNA. It is a transcript of the gene TRMT1L, whose product is annotated as tRNA methyltransferase 1 like. Gene Ontology annotation, cellular component: nucleus. The record is from RefSeq and is a predicted model, not a curated record. Lineage: Eukaryota; Metazoa; Chordata; Mammalia; Eulipotyphla; Erinaceidae. Bases 252 to 2342 code for a protein of 696 amino acids. Gene Ontology annotation, biological process: tRNA N2-guanine methylation. Gene Ontology annotation, molecular function: RNA binding. The transcript is spliced from 15 exons.